Kwoniella botswanensis is the source of this 219-nucleotide messenger RNA. RefSeq lists its product as uncharacterized. The coding region runs from base 1 to 219 and encodes 72 amino acids. The record is from RefSeq and is a predicted model, not a curated record. NCBI's taxonomy places the organism in Eukaryota, Fungi, Basidiomycota, Tremellomycetes, Tremellales, Cryptococcaceae. The transcript has a single exon.
AUGAGUAAUCAGUCUAACGAUAUCCCUCUUACUGACAUGAACAGUUUGCAAUACACAUCUCACGAUCGACCUUCAUUCGCUGCACCCUCUCAAGCCGCCACCUCGAAUCAAGGUACCAGUACUGCAAAUAACAAUAGCACCGCCCGACAAGAAGGAAAUAGUUCGAGUACUGCUGCUCCCGAUGGAUCACUUAACUCACUCCCAAACAGCCCAAGGUAG